Messenger RNA from Mycena indigotica, 2913 nucleotides. RefSeq lists its product as uncharacterized. The record is from RefSeq and is a predicted model, not a curated record. The transcript has 7 exons. Gene Ontology annotation, molecular function: oxidoreductase activity. NCBI's taxonomy places the organism in Eukaryota, Fungi, Basidiomycota, Agaricomycetes, Agaricales, Mycenaceae. Bases 1 to 2913 code for a protein of 970 amino acids.
AUGGGCUAUACUCGAUUGCGAAAGCGAUAUGUAGACGCAGCUUCGCGUGCACGCAAAGGUCGUAUGCGACAACAGCACGAAGAUGUCCCAGAGCAGACCGAGGUACUGGAUCUGACACUGUCAGAUGAAGACGACGAGCCGCACGACAAGGACACAACAACUUGGCAAGGCGGUGUGUCGCAUCAUCUGAAUGAGUGGUCAGACACGGAGUGGGAGUGGGAAGAUGAUAAGAAAGAUGAGGAAGAAAGCGGGGAAGAAGACGAGGUCGAGGUCAUCAGCGAUGGUACAGAGACUUUGGAAUGUCUGAAGCAUCAAAUGCAAGUGGAAAUGAAUGCGAUUAAGCAGCUCACCUGGAAGGACUUGGGUCUCAUGCAGACGCGGAGCAAGCAGGAGUGGCGGGACUUGACGAAGAAAACUUUGGGCGGUGUUAUUCGGACAAAGGGUGAGCCAGCAGACAGCACCCAACGGCGGCAUCGGCAACUCGAGCGCGAGGCUGACAUAACAGCAACAAGCAGCAGAAAAAGUAAUUCAGCCAACUCAUUUCGCAAUUUCUUUGGAAAGAAAUAUACCCCAGCAGCCGAGCCUCCCGCUCCUGCGCCUUCCCAAGUACCUGCCUUAUCUCUCCCUCCUCUGCCAAUAAAUCUCUCGUCGCUGGGUCUUCCGCCGAAUGCACUGAAGGCAUUGCAAGCACAAUAUAGGCGCUUUUCGACCACAACCGCCACUGGGUCUGGCUCAUCUGUACCGUCUUCCACGACAGCGCCAUCCCCAACGAGUUCUGUUGAGCUUCUCGACUCUCCUCCCGUGCAAACUCCCGGCGUGCUGGACGAUGAUGCUGACAUCUUUAUGGGAGGAUACGUGUCUGAUUUCGAUGAAGAAGAAUCAGAGAGAGAGGCGAGUGACGACGACGACGACACACCUUCUGAGAUUCCACGAGUCUCAAGCACUGCUCCACCCCGAAAACGUCAGAAACUUGCUAUCCCUGCCCGAGAAAUGCGACGCAGAGCAAAAAAGGCCAAAGUCGAGCGUUUUCAAGAGGGCUUGACACGGAUUAGCAAGCUGAUUGUGUCGAAGAGGACAGAGUUUGCAGGGGGGCUGCAUGGUCUGCAGUCAACGCGAGCCCGUGCCAUCGAGAGCUGCUUGCGAAUGGUGUUGGAUAGUGGUCGCACAUUGACAGAUGCGUCAAUGCGGUCAGCGGAGAGUCACGGAUUUGCUGCCGAUUGGGGAGGCCGACUUCUCCGUAUCUGGAUUCGCAUAUGGUUGGAUCAAGGCUCGCUACCGUUGUCAGCUCGAGGGUGUCAUGCGAAGACACUGAGCAUUCUCGAUGACCCAAUAUACCGCGACGAAAUUCUCUCGUAUCUCCGUUCUCACAAAUGGGCCACAAACCCCGAGAAGUUCUCUGCCUUCAUCCAGUCCAACCUCAUCACAACUGAGUCCCAGAAGUAUCUGCGUGAACUCAUGGAGGAUGAGAUUCCAAAAGCCUUUCGGAAGUAUGUCAUCAACACACUUUUUCCACGAAUAGGCGUCAAGGUUGGGCAUGGCUGUACGAUUUCGUUGAGAACGGCACGCGAAUGGCUGGCCAAGUUUGGUUGGAAAUAUCAGGAGCACAAGAAGGCACUGUAUUAUGAUGGACACGAGCGUCCAGACGUUGUUGCCUAUCGCCAAGAUGUCUUCAUUCCCAAGAUGCUUGAAUUCAAGAAAAGACUUGUCGAGUAUGUUGUUGGGGAUGUCGAGCGACAGGUUGAGAAGCAAGAGGUGGGACCAGAUGGCAGGAUGCUGGUCUUGGUACCGCAUGAUGAAGUAACUGCACAAGCAAACGAUGGUCAGAAGAUGAGCUGGGGACCAGAGGGAGAACAACCAUUACGAAAGAAAGGGAAGGGAAGGGGAUUGCAUUAUAGUGGGGUCAUUUGUUCCACGUUUGGACAUCUGAAAGAGGCGGGAGAGAUAAUGGAAUAUGGCAAAAAUUAUGAAGGGUACUGGAAUGGCGAGCGGUUUGUCAAGCAGCUCAAGGAAAAAAUCAUUCCUGCCUUCGAGAAAGCACAUGGCCCACGAUAUCAAGCUCUAUUUCUCAUCGACAACUCCCAAGGGCACUCGGCUUAUAGCGAGGAUGCUCUUCUCCCUCAGCGGAUGAACCUCAAUCCAGGUGGAAAGCAAGCACGAAUGCGGAAUGGGUGGUACACAGUGAACGGCCGCAAAGUGAUUCAGCCGAUGAACUAUCCAAACACACAUCCAAAUUCAGCACUGCGUGGGGUCCAAAAGGGAAUGAAGGCGGUUUUGGAAGAGCGAGGCAAAUGGCGUCAUGGGCUUCUGCGUGAAUGCAGCCCCCCUGCACCAUAUGCCGACUGGGGUCAUCAUUUUGGUCUACUGCAUGUUAUUUUUCUACUUUUCUCUACCCCAACCUUGUUAUCAGGCACAUUUAUCCCACUUCCGGGCAUCCUGAAGGCCAUGCAGAAAUUCAUUUGGUCUACAAUGCUGCCUUCAUGUUCCAGUCACCCUUUAACAUUCAACAGAGAUGGCAACUCUCGGUUUAAUCUCGAUGGCCUCACAACUACCGUCUGGCAUUCGGAUUUCUCUUUUGAGCUCCAGCCUCCCGGUGGUGACACCCUUUAUUCGUCGCAAGUUCUCAACUUCCGGUCUCUAUCCCCAAUCAUGAGAGAUUUCUUGCGUACGCUUAAGGCAACCCAUUCUGGCUUCGAUUCUCUACGAUCUACUAAGGGUGGUGUUCUUCGUCGAGAUGCUAUCGAAACAAUUCAUCCCGUUGUUCGCUGCCAUCUGGUCACUGGGGAAGAAGCGCUCUAUGUCAACAAGCAGUUCACUCAUCGGAUCGCUGGUAUGAAGGAGGAAUCUGACUUGCUGCUGAACUUCCUCUACGACCAUAUCGCAAAAUCGGGAGAUCAUCAAGCUCGUAUCAAGUGA